Serpula lacrymans var. lacrymans S7.9 is the source of this 1920-nucleotide messenger RNA. RefSeq lists its product as uncharacterized. Bases 1 to 1920 code for a protein of 639 amino acids. The transcript is spliced from 2 exons. The record is from RefSeq and is a predicted model, not a curated record. Lineage: Eukaryota; Fungi; Basidiomycota; Agaricomycetes; Boletales; Serpulaceae.
AUGUCAGAGCUUAAGCUCGCUAUCACUACUAUCGCCAUCUUCCGCCAGAAUGCUACCCAGGAUCAGGAACUGCGGCCUGCCGUUCAGAGAGUCCCUGCUGAAAUCUGGCCAGAAUGCUGGAACGAACAGUACUGUAGCAGGAAUGAUCUUCAUCAACUCUCCCAGACCUGCUGGCUUUUCCGCCGCAUCUGCCUGCCAUUGCUAUUCCGGAGGCUUGAGCACCGCACGCCCGACCCAUACUAUGUAAGGCGAACGAGCUGGAGGUUUUCCAAGCGUAUACUGCAGAAAUCAAUUAAUCGCUUUAUUGUCUUGGCACUGAGUCCUUCUUUGUCUCAAUUACGCUCUUGGGUACAAAGCUGGGAUUUCUACGGCGAAAAUUACUUGGGCGAAAGUUAUACUUCACAGAACUACCAACACCAGCUCCAGGACUUCUAUCUCCUGGUGGAACAAACUUUCUCCACUCUUCUCCCCUUUUACGGCAACUUGAGGUCGCUCACCGUCCAUCGGUUUUGUAUCGAUAAUACUUUCCGCGCAUCGUUGGACCGUCUUGCCUUCCUCGAAACAUUUGUCGUUGAUGAUUGCGAAUAUGAAUAUACUGGCAAUGCUGGAUCACCUCUCCCCGUGCAAAAAUUCCGUUCCGGCGAUCACUUCUGGUUAUAUGAUACUUUCGUUUGGAAGAUUUCUUUGCAGGCUUUGACCAAUCUAGAUAUUACUGGACGUGGUGCGAGAGAGUAUAUCUCUCAUUUCUCUGGCCUUGGUCCGUUAAUCAAUCUCACCCACUUGAAGCUCGACGUAGAAUCAGGGGAUUCUUUUGAAAUUCUUCCCUAUUGUCCUCAGUUGAGGUCGCUUGUCACCAGAUUGAGCGGUCGCAUUCCCAACCCGUCUUUCUCCCAAGCCGUAUCUCCGAAUGCUAUCCCUCUUCUCUCCUCGUAUGCCGGGCCACUGUGUUUGAUGGAAUAUUUCGUUCAAGGCCGUCCUGUGACACACAUCGAAUUCAACGAUCACGAAGUUGUCGAUUAUGACGUCCUUGGUUCCAUGCUGUUCAACAUCUCGUGUUGGAACCCCAACCUCAGGAGUCUGGUCCUAGGAUUAGUUCCUUUGGGACCCGAGAUAUUUGGUAUCGUGGAGUCGAUUUUUGGGAGUCAGCUGGUAGAGCUGGAGAUCAUGUUCUACAAACCGCAGGUUGGUGGGCUUGCUCUGCCUCCUCCCGUGGUCCAACAACCGCAGGUUCAUGCGUCUGCUCUGCCUCUCAUGGUCCAACAACCGCAGGUUCACUUACAUGUUCUGCCUCCCACCAUCCAACAAAUGAACGUUAAUGUCGUUGCAAACGUUCCUCCUACGGCUGUGAACAUCCCGGAAGAGGCAUUCAAUUCACAUCACGACUCGAAUUCUGAUGAUGGUUCCGACGUGUCCAGCAUAUCCGACGCCAACGCCGUUUCAUCCGAGUCCGAUUCAGAUUACGAGCCAGAUUCUGAUAGUGAUUCUGACGUGUCCGUAUCUGACGCAGAAGUGGAGAGGAUAGAGAGUGGAGAGGUACCGUACGGGUUGCGACCCCGGAACCUUCGAUUCCCCAAUAUCGCUCAAGCUUUACAGGACUGGCGCAAAGCAGAUCUGCCUACUAUCUCAGUAGAUGGAGACGGCAACCCCGUGAAUGGGUCGGAUACUUUACAGGGCUUGAUGGACCACAUUGUCCUUGGACGGGUGCCCAUGCCCCCUGCGCUUACACAUCUCCGAUUGAUGUGUACCAAGGCUACAUAUAUGACGCAAGAGGUAAAAAUGAAACCUUUGGGACAACAACCUCUCGUCUUAAUACUCUCGCGACUUCAUCCGUCCCUGCGAGAGGUGAUCCUAUUCCACUCCGAGUGGGCUUGGGAACUAAGGAAUGAUGCUUGGUGGUUGACUGAGAUCCCGCAAGAGUGA